Molecule: messenger RNA, 6064 nt
Organism: Oppia nitens
Lineage: Eukaryota; Metazoa; Arthropoda; Arachnida; Sarcoptiformes; Oppiidae
Gene: Utx
Product: histone demethylase UTY-like
Exons: 26
Biological process (GO): regulation of gene expression
Cellular component (GO): MLL3/4 complex
Molecular function (GO): histone H3K27me2/H3K27me3 demethylase activity; RNA polymerase II cis-regulatory region sequence-specific DNA binding; chromatin DNA binding
Source: RefSeq, a predicted model, not a curated record
CAGUUGUCAUGACUACAUGUUAGAUGUGUUACGGUAUUAAUGGUAUUAAUAUUUAGUUUGAAAUGUGUUUUGUAUGACAUUUGUAUAACAUUUAAAUAACAGUACAAUUGGUUUGUCUUUAAGUUAACCACUCAUAUGGUGUCAGAUAUGUUAUUACAGUAACUGAUGGUCGCAUUGAUCCACACUUUCGGGUAAUAGUAUUAUAGUGUUAAGUGAAGGCAAUGCCCUCUACUGGUGCCCAAUAUCUCAGUGAUCGUCCAUUUUGUUGAUUGACGUAUUGGUGGUAUAGUAGUGAUAGUGAUGUUGUUCAGCAAAUGACAGACCAUUGAUGUGGUAAUCGACAUUACGAGUGGUUUUAAUGAAACCCAAAGAGGAGGCGAUGAAUCAUUCAGAUGGCGGUGAUGUCGAUGAUCUCAGUGACGACCCUUCAUCUCCCGAAAGUGCAUCCUUUGACGACGCAGACCUCCUUUCAGGUGAUGGACACGACGAUAUCACAGCACAGUUGGCUGCUGCAGGUCCAAUCGGUGUUGCGGCUGCCGCUGCUAUCGCCACUGCAAAAAAACGAAAGAGACCUCAUUCUUUUGAAACCAACCCAUCCAUUAGAAAACGACAACAAACACGACUUCUCAGAAAGCUAAAAGCGACAAUAGAUGAAUAUACAACACGUGUUGGACAACAAGCAGUUGUCCUAAUAGUCACUCCCGGGAAACCUCAGAAUAAUUUCAAAGUGUUCGGUGCGCGACCUCUUGAAAAUGUGGUGAGACAUUGUCGGUCACUGAUAAUGCAGGAGUUGGAGACAGCACUGGCACAACAGGCACCCCCUCAAGUGAAAGAGGACCCCUCUUUGCAUGAAUUGCCUCCUCUAGUCGUUGAUGGAAUCCCAACGCCGGUCGAGAAGAUGACUCAGGCACAGCUCAGGGCUUUCAUUCCUUUAAUGUUAAAGUACUCAACCGGUAGAGGUAAACCUGGAUGGGGUAAAGAGUCAACACGACCCCCCUGGUGGCCUAAAGACCUUCCCUGGGCUAAUGUUAGAAGUGAUGCUCGAACUGAGGAAGACAAACAAAAAGUUUCGUGGACUCAUGCGUUGCGACAGAUUGUCAUUAAUUGUUAUAAAUUUCACGGAAGGGAAGACUUAUUGCCAACAUUUAGUGAAGACGACGACAAGUCUGGAAAUCAUACCAAAGAGAAGGUGAAAAAUCGAAGCACCCAUAGCAGCAUCAAUGUAACCAAUGUUACCAACGCUAGCGGUGUGGCCACUGUUUCCACAUUAACCGCUGACAAUACCCUCGCAGCGGCCGCUCAGGGGGUCAACGCUCUUUAUGCGCAACCAAUAGCACAUUACGCGCCAACAAUGUUACAAACAAUUAGUAAUCCCGACGGAACCGUAUCUAUCAUUCAUAUGGAUCCCAACAGUGCUGUCGUUACACUACCUGAUGGAACUCAAGCACAAGUUCGAGCAGUUAGUGCUUUAAGGAUACAAAACACUGGUAGUGAAGCCACACAAGCUGUACAAACAUUAGCAGACAUAGCUACUGGUCAGGAACAUGACAGAGUCACUCAAAUUGGAACUGUUAAUGUAGAUCUCAGCGGUGAUGGUACCACACAAACAGUAUCACUUGCCGAGGCUACCAUCAGUCCCGAUGGUCAGAUCAUCUUAACUGGAGAGGAUGGAACUCAAAGCACAUUUCCAGUCUCUGGAAUGGUUACAAUUCCGGUGUCAAUGUAUCAAACUGUUGUAACAAAUAUUCAGAAUCUAACUGAAGCUGGUCUACCAUUGACUAUGAGUGCUAUAACAGGUUCGGCACAAAUCGCUGAAUUGACUGAUUGUUCAGAUGAGAUGAAUGACCCGAACGCUACAACAGCCGUUUCCAUAUCAGAAGACGUCAAGACUGUUCUCAAUGGAACACAAACUUCAGUUGUUGUCACUGAAGAAGAAAUAUAUGUGGCGUUAGUGUCGAUAAAUAAUGUGAAUGUUUUGAACGCCAUUAAAAUUGAUUACUUGUAUCAACUAAUCGCUAAACAAAUGGUUACUUCAGAGGAACCGUCGUCUGGCAAUAGUUGGCCACUUUUGACAUCACAAGAGUUGCUACAACUCGCAGAUAUCGAUAGUCGCUUGUUUGGAGUGCUUCGUCUCGAAGAUCCCGUCAACAAUCAAACCAAGUCAUUGAUUGUUAAGGCCAUCAAAGCUUUGGAGACAUCGUUACUUCAAAGACAUCUCUUGCUUGAAAAGCACAACAAAAAUGGCAAUCAAGUCAAUGAUGACAAGGCUUUAAGUGAACUCAAGUGUAAACCAAUUGAUCCUAAGAUUUAUUGCAAAAUCGGUGACUUUAACUUAUUAUUAGGCAAUUAUGCUAAAGCACUGUCAGCCUAUCAACGAUUUAUUGCAUUAAGUGAAGAACACUGGAAAGAUGUGCCCUUCGUCUUCAGUCUUGGUCUCGUAUACUUUCACUUCAAUGCCUAUCAUUGGUCGAUUUGUGCAUUUCGUCAGGUCUUAUACUUGGAUCCAUCCUUUGCACGUGCAAAUGAAGCUCACGUGAGACUCGCACUCAUAUUUAAAGUGCUUAAUGAUUACAACUUAUCACUAAAGCACUUUCACUUAGCACUAAACGACUCUAAUGUUUGCUCGAUAUCUAAAUUAGAGAUUCACUUCCAUAUCGCACACCUGUUUGAGAUUCAGGACAAACACAAGUUGGCCAAAGAAGCCUACGAGAAGUUACUUCAAGAGAAAGAUCUUUCAGUCAAGUUAAGGGCAGACAUAUAUAAGCACUUGGGUUGGAUGCACCACAUCGUUGACUCUUUAGGUGAUAAACAGCACAGACAAACUCAAGCCUUGAAUUACUUGAAGAGCUCUAUAGAAGCAGAUCCUGAUUCUGGUCAGAGCUUGUAUUUCUUGGGCCGAUUUUAUGCAAGUUUAACCAAAGUUCACGAUGCCUUCAUUUCUUAUCGAAAUUCUGUGGACAAAGCAGAGGCUAACGCAGACACCUGGUGUUCAAUAGGUGUAUUGUAUCAGCAGCAAAACCAGCCUAUGGACGCACUUCAAGCUUAUAUAUGUUCAGUUCAGUUAGACAAGAGUCACUGCGCCGCGUGGACUAAUCUGGGAAUACUUUAUGAGAAUUGCAAUCAACCUCAAGACGCUUUAAAGUGCUAUUUGAACGCAUCCCGAGGCAAACCAACUCAAAGCAGUGGUCUUUCAGAAAGAGUUAAAUUCUUGCAAAGCCAACUCUCAACUGCUCCUCAUAAUAGCUCUCAGAGCAGUAAGACGUUGCCGUGUAUAGAGGAUGCCUGGAAUUUUCCCAUCUCUCAAGAGAUGGCUUCCCGACAAAAUGCAUUCCAACGACAAAACGAUGACACCGUCGGUGGUGGCGUUAAACGUCAAAAAACGGAGGGCCCGUCCAGAUUACCCGUUCAUAUGAACAGUUCGGCCCCACAAUCCCCUCACUACCUCAACCAACAACAGAUGCAAAUUAUGAAUUAUUUGCAUCAAAAUCAGGCAAAUUUGACUUCUCAGCAAAAGAGUCUUCUUCAGCAACAAUGUCGUUAUUUGGGACAACAAAAGCAAAUGUCUUUAUUAAAGCAACAGGCAAUGCAAGGCCAGACAACAGCAGGCUGUCCUACAACACCACCUUUUUUAUCGGAUAUAUCUAUAAAGUCUGAUUCAAUUGGUGCACAAUUUAGAUCACCAAUUAGUCAAAGCAUUCCUCACUUACAGUCGUCUGCAAAAAUGUCACCACAAAGUGUUCAGCAAAAAUUGGGUCCGUCCAGCACUAGUAGCGACUCAAACAAUGUCUUAUUGAACGACCAGGACUUACAAUCAUUACUUUCAAACAAACAGUUAAAUACAUCGACUGAAGACCUUGUGUUCAACUUUGAGUCGGACUCUAAUAUAACUCAAACAACUCAAUCAACUAAUUCUAGUCAUAAUGACAUCACUGCCAACUCCAGUAGUGCCCAAAACAGUGCUGUUAAUAGUAUUAGUUAUAAAAGUAAUAAUAAUAAUAAUACUAAUAAUAUUAAUAAUGAACAAACAAUAACUCAAAUGAUGUGUUCAGAUAAUUCAAAGCUUUUACAAUUAAAAUCUAUUGAUAACUCGUUGACUACAAUGACAUCGCUUUUAUCGACUUCUAGUCUCAAUCAACCGCAGCUCAAUAUUAAGAUGACGGCAAAAGAGAUUAUCAAUUCUUGUAAAAAACUGCCAAAAAAUACACGUAUAGUAUCGAGUCUUAUCUCGGAUGAGGGUCGACCACCUGUACCACCCGAUCCACCAUAUCCUCCACUUUCUAAUGAUAAACUACAUCCAGCAGCACCCAGUGUUUUUCUUGAAAACAAAAAGGAGGCCUUUUCUGCACAAUUACAUGAAUUUUGUUUAGCACAUCCUAUUGCUGUUAUUAGAGGGUUAGCCAGUGUUCUCAAACUAGAUUUAGGAUUAUUUUCAACCAAAACUCUUGUUGAGGCAAAUCCUGAACACUUAAUUGAGGUCAGGACACAAUUACUUCAACCUUCAGAUGAAAAUUGGGAUCCCGAGAGAAGACAACAAGUGUGGAGAUGUGAGAGCCAUCGGUCACAUACGACAAUCGCACGAUAUGCUCAUUAUCAGGCCUCCUCUUUCCAAGAAUCUCUUAGAGAGGAACAGGACAAAGCUUUAGGCUUAUCCAGAGAUUCAGAUACUGACUCUAAUUCUUCUGCUCCGUCCAAAGGAAAGAAAACUAAAAGGAACGGUACCUUUAAAACUGUAAAGUUUGGUACAAACGUUGAUCUAUCAGAUGAAAAGAAAUGGAAAACACAGUUACAAGAGUUAACAAAAUUGCCAUCUUUUGCACGGGUAGUGUCAGCCGGUAAUAUGUUGAGUCAUGUGGGACAUGUUAUUUUGGGUAUGAAUACAGUUCAGCUAUACAUGAAAGUACCCGGUUGUCGAACUCCUGGUCAUCAAGAAAACAACAAUUACUGUUCAGUUAAUAUAAAUAUAGGACCGGGAGAUUGUGAAUGGUUUGGUGUUCCCGAUGAAUAUUGGGGAGUCAUUCAGAGAAUGUGUGAAAAGAAUAAUAUAAAUUAUUUGCACGGCUCGUGGUGGCCAACUCUCGAUGAUUUAAUAGCCGACAAUAUACCGGUUUAUAGAUUUUUGCAGCGACCGGGAGAUCUAGUAUGGGUUAAUGCCGGUACAGUUCAUUGGGUUCAGGCUGUUGGCUGGUGUAAUAACAUUGCUUGGAAUGUCGGUCCUCUCACUGCCAAACAAUAUAUAUUAGCUGUUGAUAGAUAUGAAUGGAAUAAAUUAGAGAAUUUCAAAUCAAUUGUUCCGUUAAAGCACUUGACCUGGAAUUUGGCCCGAAAUAUAAAAGUAUCGGAACCGCAACUCUUCAAUAUGAUUAAGUAUGUUUUCAAACACUUUAAUUUUAAUUAUAGUAUUUAAUAUUUAUUUUAUUAAUAAAGACAUUCAUUGAUGAGAAGCUUAAAAUUAUGUCAAAUGACACUACAAUACAUUGAGAGUGUUGGUCGCGAAACUCGAUGGCACGGCCGCGGAAAGAAUGAGGCCGCACACUAUUGCGUCAAUUGUGAAUUGGAAGUGUUUAAUAUGCUUUUUGUUAAAGAAGUGGACAAAAAACAUGUCGUCCAUUGUUUAGACUGCGCUCGUAAAGCAAGUGCACAGUUAGAGGAAUUUGUAAUACUUGAAGAAUAUACUAUGGAUGAGCUGAUGGAAGUAUACGACAAUUUCACACUCCAUGCCAUCAGUUCUUCCUUCACGUGAUUUUAACAUUUUUGAGAUAUAUUUACAAUAGUUUUGAAUAAUAUUUAUUAUGAAUUAUUUACUUAAAAUUUAAUAUUAAAAUAAAUUGUAAACUGAAGAGAACUUUUUGUGAUAGAAAUACUAUUCUAAAGACUAGUGGUCUUCAGUUAAAUGUAUUGACGACUGAAUCCAAAGUACAAUAUUUAGCGAUCGUUUAGUGCUUAUUAUACAAUGUCGACAAUACUAACUAUUAUUGUAUUAUAAUCUGAGGUAAAGGUUUACAAAAUAGUUAAUUAUUGCGUUAUAUUUAUAUAACCAAUUAUAUUAUACUUAAUAUAUAUAAUA